AACGUCUGUCUUCUAGAGUUUUGUCGAUCAUUGUAACAUUUCAGAUAGUCAUUUACACUGUUAAAAAUAUUAAUUACUAGUAAUCUUAAUAAUAUCAUAAUAUAAAUACAUAUUCUAAAAAAUAGAUAAGAAAUGACCACUUUGGAGGAUAAAUCAAUAUGGGAAGAUCGCGAGGAAACUCUUGGAGAUGAAGUUUUAAGAAUGUCAACUGAAGAAAUAGUAUCUCGUACUCGUUUAUUAGACAAUGAAAUAAAAAUAAUGAAAAGUGAAGUAAUGCGUAUCUCUCAUGAACUUCAGGCACAAAAUGAUAAAAUAAAAGAAAAUACAGAAAAAAUAAAAGUAAAUAAAACACUUCCUUACUUAGUUUCCAAUGUAAUUGAACUAUUAGACGUUGAUCCUCAAGAUAUGGGUGAAGAAGAUGGGGCAGUUGUUGAUUUAGAUGCACAAAGAAAAGGAAAAUGUGCUGUUAUUAAAACCUCAACUCGUCAAACAUAUUUUCUACCAGCUAUUGGCUUAGUUGAUGCUGAUUCAUUGAAACCAGGUGAUUUGGUAGGAGUAAAUAAAGAUAGCUAUUUAGUUUUAGAGACCUUACCGGCUGAAUAUGAUGCAAGAGUCAAAGCGAUGGAAGUUGAUGAGCGUCCAACUGAACAAUAUUCAGAUAUUGGAGGUCUUGAUAAACAGAUUCAGGAGUUGAUCGAAGCAGUUGUAUUACCCAUGACUCACAAGGAGAAAUUCGAAAAUCUUGGUAUCCAACCACCGAAAGGUGUUUUGUUAUAUGGACCUCCUGGAACGGGAAAAACAUUACUAGCAAGAGCUUGUGCAGCUCAAACAAAAUCAACAUUUUUGAAAUUAGCCGGACCCCAACUAGUUCAAAUGUUUAUUGGAGAUGGUGCUAAAUUGGUUAGAGAUGCAUUCUCUCUAGCUAAAGAAAAAGCACCAGCAAUUAUUUUCAUUGAUGAAUUGGAUGCAAUUGGUACGAAACGUUUUGACUCUGAAAAAGCCGGUGAUCGAGAGGUUCAACGUACUAUGUUGGAGCUAUUAAAUCAAUUAGAUGGUUUUAGUUCAACUGCUGAUAUCAAAGUUAUUGCUGCAACAAAUCGAGUAGAUAUUCUAGAUCCUGCAUUGUUGAGAUCUGGACGUUUAGAUCGUAAAAUUGAAUUUCCACAUCCUAAUGAAGAAGCCCGAGCUCGCAUCAUGCAAAUUCAUUCACGAAAAAUGAAUAUGUCACCUGAUGUUAAUUUUGAAGAAUUAUCACGAUCAACUGAUGACUUUAAUGGUGCGCAAUGUAAAGCAGUGUGUGUAGAAGCUGGCAUGAUUGCAUUGAGGCGUAACGCUACUGCAGUAACUCAUGAAGAUCUAAUGGAGGCAAUUAAUGAAGUGCAGGCGAAGAAAAAGGCUAAUCUUAAUUACUAUGCAUAAAUUUACUUUUAUUAUCAUUUAUUAAGUAUUUUUUUCAUACAAAUAACAAAAAAUGUAUUAAGAUUGUCAUCAAUAUUGACAAAUACGAAAUAUACCAUUACUCAUGAAAAUUA
Molecule: messenger RNA, 1532 nt
Organism: Chelonus insularis
Lineage: Eukaryota; Metazoa; Arthropoda; Insecta; Hymenoptera; Braconidae
Gene: Rpt5
Product: 26S proteasome regulatory subunit Rpt5
Exons: 3
Coding region: 133-1419 (428 amino acids)
Biological process (GO): proteasome-mediated ubiquitin-dependent protein catabolic process
Cellular component (GO): proteasome regulatory particle, base subcomplex
Molecular function (GO): ATP hydrolysis activity; proteasome-activating activity; ATP binding
Source: RefSeq, a predicted model, not a curated record